Molecule: messenger RNA, 2230 nt
Organism: Ceratitis capitata (Mediterranean fruit fly)
Lineage: Eukaryota; Metazoa; Arthropoda; Insecta; Diptera; Tephritidae
Gene: asun
Product: protein asunder
Exons: 5
Coding region: 109-2175 (688 amino acids)
Biological process (GO): regulation of mitotic cell cycle; centrosome localization
Cellular component (GO): integrator complex
Source: RefSeq, a predicted model, not a curated record
UUGUUCAAAAUUUUAUAAGUAAACAAAUAAUACCACGGGUCAACUUAAAAAAGGCGUAGUUAUUUUAAAGUUUUUCUUGUUUAAAACGUAUACAUGUAUAUGUGAAUUAUGGAGGCAUACGAUCUUAAUCAAAAAACGAUUUUUGUGCUAGAUCAUACACAAUAUUUUAGCAUAUCCAGCGAAGAUUACAUACCCUUAGAACUACUUAAAGGAAAACCAGGGGUAUCAGAGCCAACAAAAGAUGCAUCUGCAGCGGUUGGAACGCACGACGUUCAGUUCAGUAAAAGUUUGUGGACCUGCUCAGUAGAAUCUUCAAUAGAGUAUUGCCGUAUAGUUUGGGAUCUCUUUCCCCGAGGAAAACUAGUACGUUUCAUUGUAAGUGACACAGCGGCGCACAUUGUAAAUACUUGGAAUUUAACUACGCAAAAUAUGUCUCAUGUACUAAACGCUAUGGCUCUGGUAGGCGUACCCCAACGCAACGCAGUGCAGUCGUCAGAUUUCUCGGUUAUACAUGGGUUACGCGCUGCUAUUGAAGCACUUGCAGAACCGACAGAAAGUCAAUUUACGAAAUUGCAAGAUCGCGAAAACUCAAAUUCAUUGUCAAAUAAGGGGCGUGUAAUAUGUAUAACAUCAGCACGCGAUAACUCUAGUAUGAAAAGUCUUGAAGACAUAUUUCAUACAGUCCUUGUGCAACAGAAUACAUUGGCGGCUACACAACGCAAAAUGCUACAUAUUGACCACUGUCAUCUAGUAAUCAUUAAUGUCGUGCCCCUUAACAUUGAAUCACUUGUAACCAAUCGUGGCAAAAUGGACGUGUCAUCGGUUUUAUCCACCGAAAUUCAUACUACAUGUGCACCUAACAUUUCCAACAAAUUAACGCAUCUCAUCAUGAGCCACUACGACUUGGCAAGCACAACAGUGACGGGAAUACCCAUGAAAGAAGAGCAGAAUGCUAAUUCAAGCGCAAAUUAUGAUGUGGAAAUAUUGCAUGCACGGAAUGCACAUACUUCCAUAUGUGGAAGUGAAGCACUGCUGCCAACAAGUCGUAAAGAGGGUGCUGAAUAUGAAACAGUGACAUUAAAGUGGUGUACCCCACGAGGUUGUGGCUCGUCUGAUAUGCAGCCAUGUUUAGCACAGCAUCGUGUGACUCCGGUGGAUGUGACUUCACGCCCAAGCGCUUGCCUCAUCACGUUUCUUCUGAAUGGACGUUCUGUUUUACUUGAAAUGCCAAGAAAACCGGGUGGAAAAACAACGAGUCACUUGCUUUCGGCACGAGGCGGUGAAAUUUUUAUUCAUGCCUUACAAAUUACACGUUCUUGUCUGGAAGAUCUACCUUCAAUAUCAGAAGGUCCAGGCGGCCGAGUUACCGACUAUCGAAUUGCUGAUUUUGCAGCUUUUAUUAAAGGACACCGCUUCGUACCACUUAAAUCAAAAACGAAACCAGAAGAAAAUCUACACAAAGCUCGUGAGAGACUUCAGCGAAGAUCGAGAUAUUUUCCUCUUACACUUAACUCCAGUCUAGUAUAUAAUCUUCAGCGUAAUCUAAACUGGAUACAAUACUUCUUGCGAAAAAUUAGCAAAGAAGAUAUGGAUAAAGCAGAUGAAGCUCAAUGUCACCAAUAUAUAUUCGAACUAUAUACAGCUGCAACAAGAGGAGACCCCUUGCCAUUCCCAAACAUGGGGGGCGGUAGAUUGAAGGGAAAUAAAAAGACAGACCAAUAUAAACUUUUAUGCGCUGAAUUAGAACUUCUAAUACGUGCUUCUUCAACUACUCCACAUCAUAAAGCAAUUUUGGAACGUGUACAAAAUUUCCGAAUUGCUUGCAGAGAUUCAACGAUUAAAUCAGAAAACGAUAGUGGUCGCGACGCGGGUAGUAAAGCCGUUAUGCGAGAUUCUCCAAUGUCACCACCUCAUCCAAUGGAUACCAACAGCAAACGCAAUAUCACUGGCCCGCCACACUCAGUGUUGGAUAUCUUUAACAACAUUGAACGUAUCAAAUCUACAAAACGUGUUGAUUUCUCAGGCCGUCUUUGUACGCCAGCUGGGAAAGUUGCAAAAUUAUAUCCCAGUUUGUUCGCCAAAGAGAAGGAUCCCAAUCCAACUACGUCAUCCACAACCGUAAAAGAAGAAAGCUUGGGCAUAAAACUUGAGUUGGGGGUACGAAAUCAAACAUAAUUUUUUGUACAAUUAUUUUCCAUUAACUAAUAAAUGUCUAUGUUGGCAUACAGAA